Molecule: messenger RNA, 1684 nt
Organism: Chiloscyllium plagiosum (whitespotted bambooshark)
Lineage: Eukaryota; Metazoa; Chordata; Chondrichthyes; Orectolobiformes; Hemiscylliidae
Source: RefSeq, a predicted model, not a curated record
AAGCCAGACCAGUGAGCAAGGAAAAUCCUACAGUCGCUUGCAGCUUUGUAACCAGGCUCUGUACCCCUGUACAACAAAGGAGAUGUGGGAGGGGGUUAGAUUGCUUUCGAAUUCGAAACCUUCUAUGAACAAAGGGGCUGUUUCAACCAAAGGACCUUGUGUCAAGGAGAGUGAUUGCUUUCAGUCACAGGGCACAUUCCUGUUGCCGGCUUCUCUUCCAGCUCCCUAUUAGCUGCUGCCCAGCACCCUUGCUCUCCCUCCCUGUGUUGCUCGGGUCUGCUCUCCUGCUGGCUGGCAGCUACACCUUCUACCGUUUGUGCAGGCGCCCUCAUGGCCUCACAACGAGGAUCAGGGACACGGGAGAAUGUGUACGAAACGCAGCGAGCUCUGAACGAGUACCUCCUCUUCCACUUCGGGUCAUCACAGGAACUGUCGCUGUACAUCAACGACCCAGUCGCUCUCCAGAAUUUCCCGCAAAGAUGUGCCCAGGAAUGCAUCAAUUACUUCACCCAACAGACUGGCAUUCCCUGCAGAGCCCUGGACAUCGGUUGUGCUGUGGGAAGGGCCUCAUUUGAGAUGGCACGGGUAUUUCAGGAGGUGGUGGGCAUUGACUACAGCCUUUCAUUUGUGACUGCUUGCAACCAACUGAAAGAGAAAGGCCAACUCCCUUACUGUGCUCUGACUGAAGGAGACCUGGGCACCCAGCACACAGCUGUUGUACCAACAGACAUUGAUCGGACUCGGUGUUUCUUUAGGCAGGGCGAUGCCUGCAAUCUACCCUCAGAUCUCGGAUCUUUCGGCUGUGUUCUGGCAGGCAACCUGAUCUGUCGUCUACCUGACCCCUUUGCGUUCUUCCACAGACUCCCACAGCUAGUGGCCCCUGGAGGAAUUCUUGUCAUUACAUCACCGUACACCUGGCUUGAGGAAUUCACCCCAAAGUCCCGGUGGUUGGGUGGGUACAAGGAUGUCUCUGGCAAUGAAGUGCGAGGCUUUGAUACGAUGAAGCGAGUCUUCUCUCCACACUUCGAACUACUUGCAGAGAAGAACGAGCCUAUCGUGAUCAGGGAGACAGCCCGCAAACACCAGUGGACAGUGGCUCACAUGACUAUAUGGAGAAGGGGAACUUUCUAGAAUCCAACAGCCUUCAUCGUUCAUGUAGGCGAAAUAGUUUGGCUGGCAAAACAGUUAGAAUACAUAAAAUCAUCAGUUUUUAAAUGUUAACAAGGCAAAGACUGAUAUAAAAGUGACAUUUGUGCAGACCAAUAAAAUAGGUCCAGUGACCAACCAGGAACUAUUGAGGGAAGGACUCUCUGGCUCAGUUCAGCCAUCUGUGACCAAUUUAUGUCCCAGUCCCUCAACAUUCAAUGUUCCCCUUUGUUCCCUUGGGACCAUUUCCUCUCACUAAUGCCAAUUUUGAAGGAACCAGUGCUGGUGCUCCUGAAUGACAUCCUGCAAAGAUGCGUCACACGUGGAGCAGUAGGAUUCAUUUACUUGAACUGACUUUGCCUUUUUUUUGAAGAGAACAUUCUAUACUUAGAGCAGGAUAUCCACUAUUGAUGUUUCAGUUCGGUUUUGCUGUAAUUUGAAUGACUGUUUUCAGAAAUUGGUUACUACCCCACUCUUGUAGUUCCUUCUUUUACCAUCAUGGUACUUCUAUGGAUCAAUAAAUGUUUCACUCAGCCAA